Messenger RNA from Python bivittatus (Burmese python), 1905 nucleotides. NCBI's taxonomy places the organism in Eukaryota, Metazoa, Chordata, Lepidosauria, Squamata, Pythonidae. The record is from RefSeq and is a predicted model, not a curated record.
AUUCGAGGUGUUUGUUUGGAAUGCACACUCUGUGCAUACAAGGAGUAAUCGUAUCACGAGAACACGUGGGCAAUACUGUGCCCGAUGAUCUUUCUGUGGAGGAGAGAGAAGAGCUUUUAAACAUCCGUCGUAGAAAAAAAGAAUUAAUUGAUGAUAUCGAGCGGUUAAAAUUUGAGAUUGAAGAAGUUAUGACUGAGAUCGAUCACCUGACGAGCGUAGAGGAAAGUAAAGCUACCCAAAGAAAUAAGCAAGUUGCAAUGGGAAGAAAAAAAUUCAACAUGGAUCCCAAGAAGGGAAUUCAGUUUCUCAUUGAAAAUGAUCUCCUACAGAAUACUCCAGAGGACAUCGCUCAGUUCCUUUAUAAAGGGGAAGGGCUAAAUAAAACGGUUAUUGGAGAUUAUCUUGGUGAGAGGGAUGACUUUAAUAUCAAAGUCCUUCAGGCUUUUGUUGAACUCCACGAGUUUGCAGAUCUCAAUCUUGUCCAAGCAUUACGGCAAUUCCUGUGGAGUUUUAGAUUGCCUGGAGAAGCUCAAAAAAUUGAUCGUAUGAUGGAAGCAUUUGCUUCACGCUACUGCCUUUGUAACCCUGGGGUCUUCCAGUCUACAGAUACAUGCUACGUACUCUCGUUCGCAAUCAUUAUGUUGAACACAAGUCUACACAACCACAAUGUAAGAGACAAGCCAACAGCGGAGAGGUUUAUCUCUAUGAACCGAGGUAUUAAUGAGGGUGGAGACCUCCCAGAAGAACUGCUACGGAAUUUAUAUGAAAGUAUUAAAAACGAGCCCUUUAAGAUUCCAGAAGACGAUGGGAACGAUUUAACCCACACAUUUUUUAACCCGGAUCGAGAAGGCUGGCUCCUGAAAUUAGGUGGACGAGUGAAAACGUGGAAAAGGAGAUGGUUUAUACUGACUGAUAACUGCCUCUAUUAUUUUGAAUACACAACCGACAAAGAACCCAGAGGAAUUAUCCCAUUGGAAAACCUCAGCAUCAAAGAAGUUGAGGAUCCAAGAAAACCAAAUUGCUUUGAGCUGUACAACCCUAGCCACAAAGGACAGGUGAUAAAAGCCUGCAAGACUGAAGCUGAUGGCCGGGUGGUUGAGGGCAACCACGUGGUUUACAGGAUAUCUGCUCCCACACCUGAAGAAAAAGAAGAGUGGAUUAAAUCCAUCAAAGCAAGCAUCAGCAAGGAUCCCUUUUAUGACAUGCUGGCAACUCGGAAGAGGAGGAUUGCUAAUAAAAAGUAGCCGUGAUGAGGAAGACUCUCACCAUCCAUGUGCCAAGCGCAAGUGCAAAGGAAACCAGCCUCAUUCCAGCAACCUUGUCUCUUUCCUGUGGCAUCUGUUUUUCCCUUUGCCCAUGUGUCUUCUACCCUACCAUAAGCUCCUGGAAGACCUUCAGUUAGAGGGAUGGGUCAUUUGGGGGAAUGGACGAAUUGGGAGCCUUAUGCCCCUUUUGGGGGUGUGGUGGAACCAAAAAUGAUCUAAGCAUCUCCUGUCCCUCUUUACGUGUGGGAGGCAUUGUUGGGGAUUGUGACUAGUCAAUGUUAUGGCCUUUCUGGUACAGGGAAAUCUUUUCCUCUGUAUCGUUAGAGUCUUGCUCAUACAGCUUAUGUCCAGACUGUUGUGCAUAAUGUUGAACCCACCAGUGUGGCUGAUGUGUGAUCACAUCUCCCUCUCCUCAACAGAUGGUCCUGCUUGGAAAAGUUCUCCAAGAUGUUGCUUUUUUCCCCAACUGGAAUUCCCCAACUUUGUUUCUCUUGGGUUUUUAGUGCAGUCCUCUGUAUUGUCUUCUCUAGGAAGUUCUCAUUCUACUUCCAGAAAACUGGAUUUACAGGAUCUGCUGUGCCUGCUAAAAAAGAAGAGCUAUUGGCGGGUGGGGAGGGGGAAAAUGACAAACCGAGAGUCA